UUCCCUAUCCUCCCACGGCCUCUUUCCACUACUACCACCGAGCACCAUCCCCUACAAGGAGAGGGCAAAGAACACACAUUCACUUUGUUGCUUCAGGUUGCAACAGCCAAAUUAGGCUACAAUGGCUCUUAGGCUGUGGGCAAGCUCAGCUGCCAAUGCCCUCAAGAUUUCAAGCAGCGGCGCCAGGGCUGCUGCCCCGGCUUAUUCGAUCUCCAGAUACUUCUCCACCGUUAUUGAUGGCUUGAAGUACACUUCCUCCCACGAGUGGGUCAAGAACGACGGCUCCGUGGCCACGAUUGGCAUCAGUGACCACGCCCAGGGCCAUCUCGGGGAGGUGGUGUUCGUGGAGCUGCCGGAGGCAGGCACGAAGGUGAGCCAGGGCGGAGCCUUCGGCAACGUGGAGAGUGUGAAGGCCACCAGCGACGUCAACUCGCCCAUCUCCGGCGAGGUCGUCGAGGUCAACUCAAAGCUGUCCGAGACCCCCGGCCUGAUCAACUCGAGCCCGUACGAGGAUGGGUGGAUGAUCAAGGUGAAGCCAAGCAGCCCGGCGGAGCUGGAGGGCCUGCUGGACUCGGCCAAGUACACCAAGCACUGCGAGGAGGAGGACGCCCACUAGUGCUCCUUGCUCGCUUAUCAUUCCUUUUUGUUGCAACCAUAUCGACUACUCUUGUCUACAAUAAUUACACCAACUUCACCAUGCGUUCAGUUCAUCGGUUCCAAUUUUCUUUUGUCGGUGUACAUGGCGUCCAGCAGUUUGUUAUACCAUUUCAGUGACCGUGACAUCAGAGAUAAGGGAAAGAGUUUGUAUGUUA
Messenger RNA from Triticum dicoccoides, 812 nucleotides. RefSeq names its product glycine cleavage system H protein, mitochondrial. The coding region runs from base 122 to 616 and encodes 164 amino acids. Lineage: Eukaryota; Viridiplantae; Streptophyta; Magnoliopsida; Poales; Poaceae. Gene Ontology annotation, cellular component: cytoplasm; glycine cleavage complex; mitochondrion. The record is from RefSeq and is a predicted model, not a curated record. The transcript is spliced from 4 exons. Gene Ontology annotation, biological process: glycine decarboxylation via glycine cleavage system; protein lipoylation.